This is a messenger RNA of Gamsiella multidivaricata, 1415 nucleotides long. RefSeq names its product Tetraspanin family-domain-containing protein. NCBI's taxonomy places the organism in Eukaryota, Fungi, Mortierellomycota, Mortierellomycetes, Mortierellales, Mortierellaceae. Gene Ontology annotation, cellular component: membrane. The transcript has 5 exons. The coding region runs from base 418 to 1197 and encodes 259 amino acids. The record is from RefSeq and is a predicted model, not a curated record.
GUCGUCUUCACAGGUAAUUUUAUGCAACCUCAGGAUCGCGAAUCAUCGUCACGUAUCUGACCAAUCGCCAUCGCAAACAAUCGAACCCGCACUUAUCUGCUUCGUACCUACUAUAAUCCUAUAUCAUCUCUGGAUUACCGUAAAAUGUACUAUGGGAUUUUACACGGGUCUUUGGGCUUAGAUGUUGCAUAGUAGACCUGUGUCCUCAUGCAAUAAAACGGGCCCGAUUAGUGUUGCUGGGCACCAGCACUCGAAGCUGGCCUAUUCUGCUCUGAAUGAAAAGCAUAUUGUAUUGGGAGGAAUUUCAAAUGAUAAAAUCGCACUGAUAUUCGAUGGGUGUAAUCGGCGCGCUUUGUCCUCACCUUUUCUUCAUCCAAGCCAACUUCCUCAAGGACACUCUUUUUCCUCUACGCACAAAUGGAUCUUAUGCACAUUUACCGACACCCAAUGCGGCUCUACAUCCUUGCCUUCAAUAUCCUCGCCAUGAUAGGGAGCGUCGGACUCACAGCCGUUGGGAUUAUCGGACUGACCAGCAACACACGCCUCUUGCUCGACUCAAGUAUUCUCUCGUGGACGUCGAUCGCACUCAGCCUGUUCAUAUUCUUGGUCUCCCUACUGGGCUGCGCGGCUGCUUUGGCGAACUCUAAAAGUGUUCUCAGCAGUUAUGGGGUCAUGAUAUCGCUGCUGAUCCUGCUGCAGCUGAGCGUCAUCAUCUUCGCACUCAGCCGACACGACAAGGUGGAUGGCAUUCUGGACAACGCCUGGCAGAGAGUCUACGACAACAAUCCUCGCAUUCUUCAGGAUAUCGAAACUCGUCUCGCCUGCUGUGGCUACUCUUCCGUUGGCGACCGAGCCGUCCCAAAGACAUCCAAGUACGCGUGCCGUGAAUCGCCCGCGUUCGGAUACACUGUUUCAUGCCAGAGACAAAUCAAGGGCGCGUACCUGGAUCAUGAGGACCUUCUCUUGAGCGUCGUCACGAGCAUCCAAUUCCUGCAGAUUCUCGCGCUGGUAGCGGCAGUGGCUCUGUGGUCACAACUGCCUCGCAGUAACGAGAUCGAGGACCGAUAUCGGGUCGAGCACUCGCAGAGACUGCUCCGAGGAAUGAGAGAGGACCAGGCACAGAGAGGAUACCGUGAUACUGGUGGCCAAGGCGAGGAACAGGAGCGUUACGGAGCGACUGAGUGGUCUAAUCGCUAGGUGCUCCUUCAUCGUAAGGACCGGCAACUGGACUCUCUCUUCUUUUUUUUUUUUGGCGGGUUCUCUUUUCUGGCCCUCGCAUGUUCAAACAACCGUGCACUCCGUGCGAUCAACAAGGUUUCCGAGUUGUUUUUGCUUGCUUGCAUGGCAACCCUCUUUCUCGCCUCCCUCUUCAAACGUUGCGGACGUCCAUGUGCUGCGAAUAAAAAUACCGCGGG